GAGAAACCUAUCUCUCUCCCUACUCUCUCUCAAAUCUCGAUUCUCUCCUUCCUUUCUCGACAAACCCGAAAUCGCCUCCCUCCCUCACCUCUCUUGUUCUGCCCUCUCCCUCAAUCGCCAUUCCCUCUGCAUCUCUGUUGACGGCGACGGGAACAGUGGUGGAACUCGCCGACAUCCUCUCUGUCUCUCUCUCUCUCUCUCUCUCACUCUCUCUUGAUAUUUCUCCUCCAAUCUGAAAGAAGAAAGCGAACUAACAAACCAAGAACAAAUCGUUCCCUCUCUCUGCUCUUUCUCAUUCUCCCUCGUCUUACCCAGAAAAUGAGCCGAAGCAAAGCUUCUCCGAUGCUCUCAUCUUUCAUAGACGAAACCGGGCUCGGGACGCCGGCGAUGGCCUCCGCCGCGAUGAAGGUAAAAGAAGCAGGGAGGAGACCGCCGCUACCGCCGGAGCGUGUGUCGCCGUCGAGGAAGGAGAAGGAGGUCGACUCGGCGUUAGGGUUGGAGAGGAGAGGGGUUGUUUUGGUCUUUCGGGUGGGUUGUAGCGGGGUCGUUUUGGGGCUGGGGGAAGGGGUCGUUUCGGGUAGGGCUUCGGGGUCGUUUUGAGUCUGGUGGGGGGUAGUCGGUUAGCCGGUUAACCGCCGGUUACUGACCGCGGUUAAUCGGCUAUCCGAGCUUCUCCCCCUCUCCCCCGGCAACCGACCGAUGCCAAUACAGAGCGAUUUUUGGUUAGCCGAAAACUGGUCGGUUCGGUCGUAACCGACCGGUUAACUGCUAACCAAAAACCGUUCUGCCAGCCCUAGUAAAACUAUACUUGUUAAAUAAGGUCACAUAUGUGCUUAAACAUCAAAAUAAAGCUUGCAAAAAACUUCACUCAAAAUAUUUAGAGACUCUCUAGUUGAAUUAGGAG
Messenger RNA from Linum tenue, 904 nucleotides. NCBI's taxonomy places the organism in Eukaryota, Viridiplantae, Streptophyta, Magnoliopsida, Malpighiales, Linaceae. The record is from the annotation of a GenBank genome assembly.